UUGCAUACAUACGACUGAAUCGAUUCAGAGCACUUAAUCAACUGAUUAGAAUCAGCUUUUUCAGACUGUAAUUUCAGCAGCAGUUUUGACCAGGUAUGUAGCUCAGGAAGAUCAGCUCUUAGUGGUUCCAGCAGUUCAAGAGAAACUUUAUUAAUGAAAUUAAAGCUCCUUCUCGUUCCCUGCUUUGCAUCCUUCUGCAUGGGAUGAGGCGUCGCCAGCCGGCAGCCUGAGCUCACCCGUCGCCCUCGUGAUUCCCCCCGCAGGCAGAACUCUGUGCAGAUGUUCUCAAACAAUGACGAAGCUGUGAUCAACAAAAAACUUCCGAAAGAGCUGCUGCUCCGAAUUUUCUCUUUCCUGGAUGUGGUGACCCUGUGUCGUUGUGCUCAAGUUUCCAGGGCGUGGAAUGUUCUGGCCCUGGAUGGCAGUAACUGGCAGCGAAUUGACCUGUUUGAUUUCCAGAGGGAUAUUGAGGGCCGCGUCGUCGAGAACAUUUCCAAGCGCUGCGGGGGUUUCCUGCGGAAGCUGAGCCUGCGCGGCUGCCUGGGAGUGGGAGACAACGCCUUGAGGACGUUUGCACAGAACUGCAGGAAUAUCGAAGUGUUGAACCUAAAUGGCUGUACCAAGAUCACAGACGCGACGUGUACCAGCCUCAGUAAGUUCUGCUCGAAACUCCGCCACCUCGAUCUGGCUUCCUGCACCUCCAUAACCAACCUGUCGCUGAAGGCGCUGAGCGAGGGGUGUCCACUGCUGGAACAGCUGAACAUCUCCUGGUGCGACCAAGUGACCAAGGACGGCGUCCAGGCCCUGGUGCGGGGCUGCGGGGGACUGCGAGCGCUGUUCCUGAAGGGCUGCACGCAGCUUGAGGACGAAGCUCUGAAAUACAUCGGUGCACAUUGUCCCGAACUGGUGACUUUAAACCUUCAAACAUGCUUACAAAUAACAGAUGAUGGUCUCAUUACAAUAUGCAGAGGAUGCCACAAGUUGCAAUCCUUGUGUGCUUCAGGCUGCUCUAACAUUACAGAUGCCAUCCUGAACGCGCUGGGCCAGAACUGCCCCCGCCUCAGAAUAUUAGAAGUCGCGAGGUGUUCCCAGCUGACAGAUGUGGGCUUCACCACUCUAGCCAGGAACUGCCACGAGCUUGAAAAGAUGGACCUGGAGGAGUGUGUCCAGAUAACAGACAGCACACUAAUCCAGCUUUCCAUACACUGUCCGCGGCUGCAGGUUCUGAGUUUGUCCCACUGCGAGCUGAUCACGGACGACGGGAUCCGGCACCUGGGGAACGGCGCCUGCGCCCACGACCGCUUGGAAGUGAUCGAGCUGGACAACUGCCCCCUGAUCACCGACGCCUCCCUGGAGCACCUGAAGAGCUGCCACAGCCUGGAGAGGAUAGAACUGUACGACUGCCAGCAAAUCACGCGCGCGGGGAUCAAGAGACUCAGGACCCAUUUACCCAACAUCAAAGUCCACGCGUACUUCGCGCCGGUGACCCCCCCUCCGUCGGUCGGGGGCAGCCGACAACGCUUCUGCAGAUGCUGCAUCAUCCUAUGACACUGGAAGCGAUCGUCCUUCGCGAACUGAGUAUUUAAUUACACUUGUAGAAUUACGGCGGACGCCCGUAUCUUCGAGGAAAAGCGAUACCAGUGUCAUUUGCCAGGGCCAGCGGGCCGGGCCGCGCCGCCGGGCCCCAUAGCCCCCCCAUAACGUACAUACACACCCCCCGCCUGGCCCAGCGCACCGGUGAACUCUGCAGCGCGGGACCUGGAGCCGGCUUGGCUUUUCUUUUCUGUUUCUGUAGGUGGAUUGGUAUAAUUCUGAACCAUUCCUACUGGGCAUGCUCAGAUGAAAUCCUUGCGGUAAGGAGUUGGGGGGGGAUUGCAAACCCAGAUUGACUGUUGCUGCUGUUGAGGUUGGAAUACGAACCGAACCCUCCGGCACGGGGAGAGGGGCGAGGGAAGGAACGUGCUUUAACCCUGCAUCUGUUGUCCAGAAGAAAAAAAAUACUAUGAAAAUCCCAACAA
Messenger RNA from Columba livia (rock pigeon), 2018 nucleotides. It is a transcript of the gene FBXL20, whose product is annotated as F-box and leucine rich repeat protein 20. NCBI's taxonomy places the organism in Eukaryota, Metazoa, Chordata, Aves, Columbiformes, Columbidae. The record is from RefSeq and is a predicted model, not a curated record. The transcript is spliced from 15 exons. Gene Ontology annotation, cellular component: cytoplasm. Gene Ontology annotation, molecular function: protein binding. The coding region runs from base 280 to 1548 and encodes 422 amino acids.